AUGAAUGAAAUAAUUCAAACAUUACAUGUAUUAAAAUAUUUCUAUUGGAUUGUUGGUCUACAUGAUCGAAAUGGUUUUAAACCAAAAGAUUUAGAUGGAAAUCGACCAACACGUGAACAAAUUAUUGAAAUGAGACGUUAUAUGUUACUCUGUUUAAAACAACUUGUUAUAAUUCAUGAAGAUGAUAAUCGUAUUGAUGAAUCAGAUAUGGCUGUAAAUCUUAUGUCUGAACAUCCAAGAACAAUGGUACCUGCAUUUGAUCGUCGACAAGGAUUAAGAACGGUUUUUAAAUUAUUAGCAAGUGGAAGUGAAAUAACACGUUUACAAGCAUUAAAAUUAUUAGGAUUUUUUCUUCAACGAAGUACAGUGAAACGAAAAACUGAUACUAUGCAACCAUAUAAUCUAUUUUCAUUAUUGGCUGAUCGACUUUUACUUCAUCCAAAUAGUUUUACAACGACUACUUAUAAUGUUCUAUUUGAAAUACUUGUGGAAAAAGUAAGUGGAUUAGUUAAAAAACGAAGUUCAGAAAUUACAGCUGAUUGGAAAAUUAAAAAUCCAGCUAUGAUCAAAGUAAUUGCAACAUUACUUCGAAAUGAAGCUGAUAAUAUUCAUUUAUAUGAUAUUAAAUUACGUUUUCUUGAUGAUUUAGUUUUACUUGCAUUUGCAAGUCGAGAAAAUCGAAGAACUAUUUUACAAAUGUCUGUUUGGCAAGAUUAUUUAUUUGGUCUUGCUUAUGUUUAUCCAGCACAAGAAAUACAAUUCGAAAUAACUGAUCGAGUAUUUGAUUUAUUAAAAAUUUUAUUACAUCAUACUAUUAAAUAUGAAUAUGGUGGAUGGCGUAUAACUAAAGAAGAUUAUUAUCGAAAAGUUAAUAAAAUUGUUGAAAGCAUGAAAGAUGAUGAUGAAAAUGAACCUAAAGUACCAAUUACUCCAAGAAAACUUAGUGGUUCACAAACUUCAAUCGAUGAACAAACUGCUUCAACACCUACAAGUAAUGAUUCGACUAAAUCAAUAACUGAAACAAUAAAUAAUCCAGAUAAUCAAAUAUUUUGUGCUAAUGUUAUACAUAUAAUAUCUCAAAAGGCAUAUGUCUUAUGUAAUGCAUGUAGUGGUCUUUUACCUUUAUUUGCAAGUGCAAUAUCAGCAUCUCAUGAAAUUGAAUUAUUAGAAAAUAUGGAAGGUCUAUCACCUAAAGAUGCAUUAAAAAUUAAAAAACGUGUUAUGAAUUUAUCAGGUUUAUUUAUACUUGCAAAUACUGGAAAUUUUUCUAAACUUGAAUAA
Messenger RNA from Rotaria sp. Silwood1, 1281 nucleotides. The record is from the annotation of a GenBank genome assembly. NCBI's taxonomy places the organism in Eukaryota, Metazoa, Rotifera, Eurotatoria, Philodinida, Philodinidae.